AUGAAAGACUGACUAGCAACAUCAAAAUAGCGGCCAGAUCUCAAUCGGACUUGUUUAUCAGUCAUUAUUUGGUUCAGUCGCUUAGUGCUAUUCGUUGGUUUUACGUAAUACGGCAAUGAAUUUCGCCGGUAAAGUGGUUCUGAUUACCGGGGCAAGCAGUGGAAUUGGAGCUGCCACGGCCGUUAAACUAUCCAAACUGGGCGCCUCACUCGCUCUUACCGGUCGUAAGUUGGAAAAUUUAAAUGAUAUUGCAGAAAAAUGUUCAUCCAGCGGAGGUUCGGUAACCCCGUUUGUUGUUUCCGGUGAUAUCAGUAAAGAAGCCGACACGGAAAAAAUUCUCAAAGCUACCAUUGAAAAGUUUGGCAGACUCGACGUGCUGGUAAAUAAUGCGGGAAUUAUUGAAACCGGCACGAUUGAAACAACUAGCUUGGAGCAGUUUGAUCGGGUGAUGAACACCAACAUUCGAGCGAUUUAUCACUUGACUAUGCUGGCCGUACCACAUCUCAUCAAAUCCCAGGGCAACGUCGUCAACGUUUCUAGUGUCAACGGAAUCCGUUCGUUCCCGGGAGUUUUGGCGUACAACAUAUCCAAAAUGGCCGUUGACCAGUUUACACGUUGUGUUGCCCUGGAACUGGCGGCAAAAAAUGUGCGAGUCAACUGUGUCAAUCCAGGCGUAACAGUCACGAAUCUCCACAAACGCGGAGGAAUGGAUGAGGAAACGUACAAAAAAUUUCUGGAACACUCAAAAUCGACCCAUGCUAUGGGACGUCCAGGACAGGCCUCGGAAGUAGCCGAUGCAAUCGUUUUUCUAGCGAGUGAAUCGGCGUCAUUCAUCACCGGAGCUAGUUUGCCAAUCGAUGGCGGACGGCAUGCCAUGUGUCCGAGAUAAGAGAGAGAAAAACACCAAUAAUCAAAAGAAUUUGAUUUGCUGUUUGAAUAUAUAUCAUUGUGUGGAACAUUUGCAUUUUUAUACUGUUCAUUAAAAAAAUAUAUGUGAAUAUCGUUUUGCCUUU
Messenger RNA from Wyeomyia smithii (pitcher-plant mosquito), 1013 nucleotides. Its product is annotated as 3-oxoacyl-[acyl-carrier-protein] reductase FabG-like. The coding region runs from base 116 to 889 and encodes 257 amino acids. NCBI's taxonomy places the organism in Eukaryota, Metazoa, Arthropoda, Insecta, Diptera, Culicidae. The record is from RefSeq and is a predicted model, not a curated record. The transcript has a single exon. Gene Ontology annotation, molecular function: oxidoreductase activity.